Molecule: messenger RNA, 168 nt
Organism: Sclerotinia sclerotiorum 1980 UF-70
Lineage: Eukaryota; Fungi; Ascomycota; Leotiomycetes; Helotiales; Sclerotiniaceae
Exons: 1
Coding region: 1-168 (55 amino acids)
Source: RefSeq, a predicted model, not a curated record
AUGUCCCAGCAGCCAUUGUGUGGCUCUUUGAACUGGGCAAUCGUUCUGACAUUCGUGGAUAGUGUAGAGUGGAUCUUUCGCUGCCCUCAGAUGAAUAACGGUAUAUCUAUUCACACCGCGUUGGAAUUGCUCGAGAGUGAGGUUGCGACCAUGAAGUACAUCAAGUGA